Messenger RNA from Funneliformis caledonium, 273 nucleotides. The record is from the annotation of a GenBank genome assembly. Lineage: Eukaryota; Fungi; Glomeromycota; Glomeromycetes; Glomerales; Glomeraceae.
AUGCGCCUACCACCCAUACAAGAAUCGGGAGUGUUCGAAGAUGGUUCUCCACUAUAUCGUCAAAGUAAAUAUUAUAGCGUUGAGAAAUUUGAUGGUUUCAUAAAUAAAUUUACUAAUAUAAGUUGCGAUACACCCUUAGAAAAUUUUCGUGGUCAAGGGUUGAAGGAUGAAAGAAUUGUAAGAGUGAAACUCAUCAACCUAGUUAAAAUAAUAGAACGUCUAGUUGAUGAAAUUGUGUUGUCAAAAUUGAAAAUUGAUGAUUUAAUUCUAGCA